Messenger RNA from Strigops habroptila (Kakapo), 1927 nucleotides. It is a transcript of the gene CTHRC1, whose product is annotated as collagen triple helix repeat containing 1. Bases 126 to 845 code for a protein of 239 amino acids. Lineage: Eukaryota; Metazoa; Chordata; Aves; Psittaciformes; Psittacidae. The record is from RefSeq and is a predicted model, not a curated record. The transcript is spliced from 4 exons.
GGGGAGGGAGCUCGGGCUUCGCGCUCUGAAAGGGUCAUUUAUCCCCGCGCUGCCGCUCGGAGCGGUGGGUAUAGUCCCCGCGCCGCAGCCUCCUCGGCCCCAGCCCCGCGGCCCCAGCCCGCACCAUGCCCCGCGCCCCGGGCGCCGCCGCUCCGGUGCUGCUGCUGCUGGCGCUGCUGCUGGCGGCCGCCCCGCCGCUCGGUGGCUCGGAGAGCCCCAAGGGGAAGCAGAAGGCGCUGAGGCAGCGGGAGGUGGUGGACAUGUACAAUGGCGUGUGCCUGCAAGGCCCCAGCGGCGUUCCCGGACGAGAUGGAAACCCUGGAGCCAACGGGAUCCCUGGGACGCCUGGGAUCCCAGGACGGGAUGGGCUGAAGGGAGAGAAGGGCGAAUGCAUGCGCGAGAGCAUCGAGGAGUCCUGGACGCCCAACUUCAAGCAGUGUUCAUGGAGUGCACUUAACUAUGGCAUUGAUCUUGGGAAGAUAGCAGAAUGCACAUUUACAAAGAUGCGCUCCAACAGUGCUCUCCGUGUUCUCUUCAGCGGAUCGCUUCGGCUAAAAUGCAAAAGUGCCUGUUGUCAGCGCUGGUACUUCACUUUUAAUGGAGCAGAAUGUGCUGGGCCACUUCCUAUUGAAGCCAUAAUCUAUUUAGAUCAAGGAAGCCCAGAGCUGAAUUCUACUAUUAAUAUACACCGAACUUCUUCAGUGGAAGGUCUGUGUGAAGGGAUCAAUGCUGGUUUGGUGGACAUUGCCAUCUGGGUCGGGACUUGCUCAGAUUAUCCACGGGGAGAUGCUUCUACUGGAUGGAACUCAGUCUCCCGCAUUAUCAUUGAAGAACUGCCAAAAUAAUUCCCCCCCCCCCCCCCCUUUUUUAUUUUAUACCAUUUUCUUCAGAAUUUAUUUCUAUGGAGUUGGAUGCAAGUAUGUGAGUGGAAGGCACCAAACUCUUGCAUCUGUAGUCUUUGUCUAGCCUUUUUUUUGCACAUUGCAGAGGCUUUUUACAAUAGUCAUUUUAGAAUAUAAAUAUCAAACUCAAGUUCAUUACCUUUUUUAAUUCCUUGUUUGAUGUAUGAAAAUAUACCACCACCAUUUUAAGAGUUAACUGUAACUUUUUGUGUCAAAUAAAUAAGACCUUUUACAAAUAAAAGAGCCAAGCUAUUUUAUUGACCAUCGAAGUGUUUAAAGUGUUUACAUGGUCUUAUGAAACAUGAUUUUCUUAGAAGACUUCACAGAAAGUUCUAAGAAAGUAAACUCAGAUCUUGGCUUUAGCAUUCAGAAAACAUAUGUAAUAUCUACUCCUUUACUCCUGGUAAACCUGACUACUGAAUAGGAUGCUCUGCUGUUACACUUAUAAGUCUCUCAACUAACUCCCAGUGACUUAACUGUGACCUAGAUGAUGUGGUAAGUGUUAAAAUACCUUGUUCUGAAUGACUUACUUAAAAAUAGACUGUGUAAGCUCUCCUUCCCUCUUUUGCUUGCCGAUAGACUGGAUUUCGGUAUAAGCAUCUAUGAUUGGUCUCCACUAUUAGCAUGCAGAUGCUAAAAAACUUUACAGUUACAAAAUUUAAUUGCUUCAAUAAAAUAAUUCUCCUAGAUUCAGCCUUUCAGAUAUGUAAAAUCACUUUGGUGUUAAGUAAAAGCUAGACCUAUUAAAUAGUUUGGAGGAUAUAGAAAUAAGGCAGGCUGAAAUGCCUUUCAAAAAGUGUAUUGGUAAAGUGAAAGAAUGAUGUCACAGCUAUUUGACUGCAACCUCCAGACUGGACAAGUGACAAUGCUGAUCAUGGCAGCACACCAUUAGCUUCAGCGCUUUAAGUGUUUUCUUCCAAAUGCAACAAGUGAUAUACUAAAAUAUUUUUUUUUUUAAUUUUAGAGAUUCUCAAGGGAAACAACAGUCAUGUUUACAUUACAAAAUCAAUUUUACAUUAAGGAAA